This is a messenger RNA of Candidozyma auris, 825 nucleotides long. RefSeq lists its product as uncharacterized. Gene Ontology annotation, cellular component: cytoplasm. NCBI's taxonomy places the organism in Eukaryota, Fungi, Ascomycota, Pichiomycetes, Serinales, Metschnikowiaceae. The coding region runs from base 1 to 825 and encodes 274 amino acids. The record is from RefSeq and is a predicted model, not a curated record. Gene Ontology annotation, molecular function: zinc ion binding. The transcript has a single exon.
AUGAGUGCUAAGGUAUCCAAAGCCCACCAGACAAGUCUCUUCAUGAGCCAAGUGGAAGUCAACAAGGAGGACCAGGGGGUCAUGAACCUCGGCAAGCACUGCUACAAGUGCAAUCAGCUCGACUUUCUACCGUUCCACUGCGAGUUUUGCAACCACGUCUACUGCUCCAAUCAUCGGUCGCUUGAUCUUCAUGGAUGUGUGGGCAGACCUGAGUCUCCUAGUAAUGGGAGCAGAAUAUACAAUGGGCCUACGGCAGCUUCGUUGUUUCCGGAUAGAGAAAAGCACCUGAAGAUGCUCGAUAAACAGCUUGAGCUGGCGAAAGUACCGGUGACGACGCUCAAGGAACAGAGUGUGGGUAAAGCUCUGGCCAUGACAAAACUCACGAAAUUCUUGCAUUUACAGAAAUUGAGCCGGAAAAAGAAAGUGUCGCUGCUUUUCGGGAAACCCAAGCCGGUCAACAAGGUGGUGGAAACGUCCAGUAUCAAGAAAGUGGCCAAAGGUGCCGCUAGUGUUCCCCAGACUGAUCGAGUGUACCUCUGGGUGCUCUAUGUGAACAGAAACGAAGAGGAUUUGGAUAAGAUUAAUAUUGACAAGGAACGCAAGGGGGUGUGGGUUUCGAAGAACUGGACGGUUGGACGGGCACUAGAUUCGGUGGCUGAUGCAGUGGGGAUCAUGAAUCAUAACAAUACUAAGCUGGAUACGAGCGAGCGGCUCAAUUUGUUCAAAGCUGAGGAAGAGACGCCUGUAACACUCCCGUUUAGCAAGAAAGUCGGAGCCACGGUGGCCAAUGGCGAUACCGUCUAUCUCGUGAAGGGUGAGCUAUGA